AUGACUUUGUCUUACACAAAGGUUAAAAAACCACCUGUUGUAGUUUCAUUUGAUUCGGCAACUCAGGGAAAAUUUCAAGUUUCAGGUUAUUUCGAAAAGGAGACAGAACGUUUGGACUUAUCUUGGAAAACAGAUUGGUCAAACAGUACUUGGAACCUUACAUUUCAAUUCGCCAAGUCUGAAAAUAGUUACAACCUCAGUAAAAUCAGCUUAUUUUAUGAACUGGUUGAUUUGCCGGGCAUAAGAUGUGCAUCAAAUAACCGUUCACUAUUUUCCGCUGCAAUCGGUUCAUACUAUUCUUGUCAAGCUGAACAGAAUAUAGUUUUAAAUCAUUUCACACCGAAUCCUGUAACUGUUAAACUAACUUUGUCUCAGUUGAAAGUUCAAGCAUUCAGACAUGGGCUAGAACCUGAAUUUAAUGGUAUCAGCUUAUUAGCUGUGUACCGUUUGUCGUUUACGAAUAAUGGUCGUUCGGUGGUUAUUCGAUUCACUAUCCUUGUUGUUUAUUACCCUUGUUUUCAAGCAACAAACGGAAGUUGUUUUUAUUGUUAA
Molecule: messenger RNA, 552 nt
Organism: Schistosoma spindalis
Lineage: Eukaryota; Metazoa; Platyhelminthes; Trematoda; Strigeidida; Schistosomatidae
Source: the annotation of a GenBank genome assembly